Molecule: messenger RNA, 828 nt
Organism: Paraglomus brasilianum
Lineage: Eukaryota; Fungi; Glomeromycota; Glomeromycetes; Paraglomerales; Paraglomeraceae
Source: the annotation of a GenBank genome assembly
AUGUUCUCUUCGUUAUUACCAGAGCUAUCCUCACCCUACGAUCUUGAAGUAUUCGUACUGUGCCUUGGUGCAUUCCUUGCCAUAUUCGUUUAUUGGAAUCGUCGUCCGAAGCUUAAUGAACCUCCUCUAGUACCUUACAAGUAUCCGUUAAUAGGCCAUACUCUUGAGUAUCUGCGAGACCCCGAAGGCCUUCUGAAAAGAUGCCACAAACAGUAUGGAGACAUGUUUUCAUUGUACUUAUUUCGUGGAAUAUAUACUAUCGUCAGUAAUGACUUAGCAUACGAGAUGUUUAGAUCAACUAAUUUCAGUUUCAAGGAGGGGUUUGAGCUGAGAUUCCCGCUUGGUGACAUUAUCGGAGCAAAUGCAUACCCCAAUUAUUUUGACCAUGCAACCAUGUUACUCAAGGAUAGGUUUUACAAGCAUGUUGACGAUUGUUAUUCGCGUAUCUAUCGUGAAUUACAACAUGGUAUCGAUCAGUUAAUUGGUGACUGUGAGGAACCCAGGUUGAUUAACAACUUUGGCGAAAUUUCAACAAUCAUUAUCGCACGGGCAAUGGCAAAUCUCUUCGUUGGCGAAGAACUGUGCAAGGAUGACGAGAUCGUAAACAUGUUUGCGACAUUUGCUACUACUCUAACACGAGUCAGAAAACUUUCUUCAAUCGCGUACUUCAUUCAUCCUCGUCUCCAAACGGAAUACAUCAAAUUAGUCUUUAAAUUUGGAGACAAUUCACCGCAAAAGCAUAAGGACCUUUUGACAAAGAAGUUAAAGCCUAUUUUCGAGAAACGCUAUCAGGACAUGCAACAGUUUGGAAAUGAAUGGAAGCGUCCC